GUGAAAUUCCAGGAAACCGAGCAGUCAAACAUGGAUUUUUCCCAGAAAAGGUUUUCACUUUUUCUUUUUACAGAGAAAAAUGCUCUAAUUCUCUCGUCCGAAGAGAAAGGGGAAGAAAAGGAGGGAAGAUGGAGAGAAGAGCCAAAGCAAUAACUUCAAUUCUCUUCCUUGAAUUUCUAUUGCUGCACAACGCUGUAUCCCAGCAGACAUUUGAAGAAUCUGCCGCAGCGAGCACUCUUAAGCAGGAACCGCAUCAUACUCAUGAGGUACAUUGUUCCAGAGAAAGAAGUAGGGCAGCCUGGCAAAUUAUAGAGGAUUAUUUGAUGCCAUUUGUGGAAGAAGAAGGGUAUCAGAUUUCGACUAAGUGUAGGCUUCAUCCAGACAAUGAUCUUUUCAGGGAUCAGGAGCAGCAUAAGAUUCAUUUGGAUGUAAAUGAGUGGCGGUGUGGAUAUUGUAAGAAAAGCUUCCGUGCUGAAACAUUUCUUGAUCAGCAUUUUGACAACAGGCACUACAAUCUUCUAAAUGUUAAUCAAACCAAGUGCUUGGCUGAUUUAUGUGGAGCAUUGCAUUGUGAUUUUGUGAUGGGUUCCAAGUUGCUCAAGACCAAAUGCAAUCCUGCUGCUGCUAUGAGGAAUCGCCAUCUUUGUGAGAGUCUUGCCGAUAGCUGUUUUCCUGCCAGUCAGGGUCCUUCUGCCAGCCGCCUUCAUGAAUUGUUUCUGCACCAAUUUUGUGAUGAUCACACUUGCUCUGGAAAAAGAAAACCCUUCCCUAAAGGAGGCAAGAAGCAAAUAAAUUUACUCUACAUGGCUACAUCAAUACUGAUUUUGAUGCUGCUGCCUCUUUUCUAUCUUCUUUAUUAUUUAUAUCAAAGAGAUAUGAAGACAGGAACCCAAGUGCUAAGGCGAGUAUCACAAGUUGGACGGAAAGCAAAACCUUCAUAGUUGUCAGCAAUGUGUGGUUCGAACAGAAACAGCAAAAGUUUCUAAGGGUUUGACUUUGCACAUCUUGUUUUUGACAUUCACGUCAUUGGGGAGAAAAGUUUGCUUUAAAAGAUACUCCAUUAAUUAAAUAUGAAAGGUGGUUUUUCGCCUAAAAGUGUAUAUAUAUAUAUAUAUAUGUAUGUAUGUAUGUAUGUAUGUAUAUUAUAUGAAUAGUGGUUAAAAAACAAUCAGAGGCUGUUGUCAUUCUCUGUUAUCCGAAAAAAGAAGAAAAGAGCUAUUUUGGUAGUUUAAGUUUAUUAUACUUCUAUUUUAGCAUUCCUUCCUUAUCUUUUCUUCUGUGUAACAAAUUGUGUCACCAUAAUUUAGUUGGGAUCAGUGAAUAAAAUAGACUCACAAGGGUUAUCUUGGUUUAAUCCUUUCCUUCAGUUGUUUAGGUUAUGCUUGGCAGGUACUUGGACUUAUAACUAUUUUUAAACCUUAUCUUCUCUUUCCCCUUUUCUUCACUUCUUCAUUUUUGG
Messenger RNA from Durio zibethinus, 1459 nucleotides. The record is from RefSeq and is a predicted model, not a curated record. Lineage: Eukaryota; Viridiplantae; Streptophyta; Magnoliopsida; Malvales; Malvaceae.